AACUUUAAAACAGUAGGUUUGAUGGUCGUUAAUAACUAGCUAGGACUCCCCGGGAUUGUUCACAACAGAGGAAGCCACACCAGCCCUGACCAAAUAAAGACCCGUCGCGAUUUUUAGAUCCUGUUUUGAAACCAUACUAACGGAAACUAACGUUAACGCGUUCCUGUGCGAAGGGCUUCGUUCUUCUCCUGAUAACAGCUAACGUUAUUGUUUGUACCGAGCUAGCUUUGUCCUUUGCAGUCACAGCUGUGGUGUGUUGUUGAUAUAUUUAUACAAAUCGUUGUGGAAUAUGGCUCAGCAUGGACAUCAUGUAGCCAGUUCCCAAAAAGCACUAAUGCUGGAGAUGAAAAGUCUCCAGGAUGAGCCAGUCGAAGGGUUCAAAAUAACUUUGGUGGACGAGUCGGACAUGUACAACUGGGAAGUAGCGAUAUUCGGACCCCCAAAUACGCACUACGAGGGUGGUUAUUUUAAGGCUCGGAUCAAGUUCCCCGUCGACUACCCGUACUCUCCACCUGCUUUCCGCUUCCUCACCAAAAUGUGGCAUCCCAACAUUUAUGAGAACGGUGAUGUAUGCAUCUCUAUCCUGCACCCACCAGUGGACGACCCACAGAGCGGAGAGUUGCCUUCAGAGAGGUGGAACCCCACACAGAACGUCAGGACCAUCCUGCUCAGUGUGAUCUCUUUGCUGAACGAGCCCAACACUUUCUCCCCGGCCAACGUGGAUGCAUCCGUCAUGUACCGCAAGUGGAGGGACAGCAAGGGCAAGGACAGAGAAUACAUCGAGAUCAUCAGGAAGCAGGUGGUGGCUACAAAAGCUGAAGCAGAGCGGGACGGCGUCAAGGUUCCCGUCACGUUGGACGAGUACUGCGUCCGCACCCAAGUCCCGCCCACAGACGACGGCUCCAACCUCUUGUACGACGAUUACUACGACGACGAGGAACUGGAGGAAGAGGACGAGGACGACAACGAGGACUGUUGCUAUGACGACGAUGACUCAGGCACCGAGGAUUCCUGACCAUGCCUACCCAUGAUGUCUCCCUCUCGUCCCUGACCAGUCCCCGGCCUCACCCCCUCGCCGUACACACACACACACACACCUCCCUUCCUUGUCAUGGACUGAACUUUAACUCCCUGCCCCCGUCUUCCUCCUGAAUCAACACCCCCCCCCCCCCCACACACACACACUGUCCACCUUCUGUCACAUGUGCAGUCACAGUAUGCACACUAAAACCUGAUGCAUCAAAGAGAAGAAAGCUACAGAGUUGUUUUUGUUUUGUUUCUUACAUGUUACAUUAUCAUUUUUUUUCAUUUGGCGUCUGAGUAGAGGUUACACACGAUGCGCACACACACAGUAGCACAACUUACAGAUAGUACAUCCGUUUGUCUGCGCUGGUAACUAAAAAAAACAAAAAGCGUUUUAGCUCCAAGAUCCGUUCCUUCUUCUGGCUUUGAGUGGAACAAAGUGUGUCAGAUGACCAAGUUUCUUGUAGAAAACUUGGAACGCUCGCACCUUUUUAUCUGACAUUGUCAGCAGGGUGGAAUAUAACGUCACAGGUCAGAUCAGAGUAAAACAAGCAGGGAGCAUUUGCAAAGUAGGCUAAUUUAGAAAGAUUGGCGGUGUGUGUUGUGUGUGUGUGUGUGUGUGUGUGUGUGUGUGUGUGUGUGUGUGUGUGUGUGUGUGUGUGUGUGUGUGUGUGUGUGGUGUGUGUGUGUGGUGUGUGUGUGUGUGUGGUGUGUGUGUGGUGUGUGGUGUGUUUGAAAAGCUGAAUCACGUCUGUCUGUGAGCCAUGUGUGUGACUUCUGGUUUAGCGAGCUGUUUGAAGCCGUGCCGUGCUUCUCCUCUGACCUUUCUUGAGCACCAAGGCCUGUGCUGCACCAAACAGGCAAGUUAUCCGUUUCAAAAAAAGAAGAAAAAAAAGCUGUUCACACUCCCUUGUGCCUUCCCUCACUCCCUGAAAUCACAGAUCUGAAUGACUGGAUGGGCCUGCCUCGGCCGAGGGAGAUAUUCAAGCUCACAAGGUCUCAGGUGGGGAGACUGUGCAAACGGCGCCCUCCUGAUGGAACAAACGUAUUAAUAGAUUAGUCAGAUUUGUCCAUGGCCUGAGUGAGAAAGGUGUAAGAUCCAACAGCUGAACUGAAGACUGGAAUGUAGAUCAGAAUUACACAAUCGUCCUCUCGACUGCCACGCAGCCUUCAACAUAUAAGCACGUGCUACUAGUGGCCUGGAUGCAUUAACAAACAGCUAGCUGAGCCUGCUGCUGCUCCUAACAAUCCAAUGUACUGUAUUGAA
Molecule: messenger RNA, 2290 nt
Organism: Etheostoma spectabile (orangethroat darter)
Lineage: Eukaryota; Metazoa; Chordata; Actinopteri; Perciformes; Percidae
Gene: cdc34a
Product: cell division cycle 34 homolog (S. cerevisiae) a
Exons: 5
Coding region: 290-1015 (241 amino acids)
Source: RefSeq, a predicted model, not a curated record